Molecule: messenger RNA, 3644 nt
Organism: Nannospalax galili (Upper Galilee mountains blind mole rat)
Lineage: Eukaryota; Metazoa; Chordata; Mammalia; Rodentia; Spalacidae
Gene: Nipa2
Product: NIPA magnesium transporter 2
Exons: 9
Coding region: 812-1891 (359 amino acids)
Biological process (GO): magnesium ion transport
Cellular component (GO): membrane
Molecular function (GO): magnesium ion transmembrane transporter activity
Source: RefSeq, a predicted model, not a curated record
GGCAACCCUGGUGCUGCGGCGGCGUAGCCGGAGACCGUCCGAGUUCGGCUCCUCUGCGCUCCUAUGGAGGAGGCGGCGCUCACGGCGGCAGUCCCGGAUGCACGAACUUCCCGCUGGACGUCGCCGGAGGCGGUGGCUGCGCGCGCGCAGCAGCGAGCUGCCCGCGUGGGGGUGUGAGUGGACGUCUGGGCCGCGUCCCCGCGGGAGCCGCGCCGUCCGGCCGCCUACGACUGCCCGGACGUAGCGCCUUCUUCCUGUCUGCAAGCCCCGGCGCUGACUGGCGGGGGGCCUGCGGAUCUGAGAGCGGAGAAGGGCCCGUCGGGGGCCGCUUUUCUUCAACGCGUGUGCUGAGGUUAGACGCAACUUUCCUAGUAAUCCGCAGUGAGGAAGCCCAUGUUAAAAGAGGAAGCCUGAGAAGCACAGAGCUUUCAUUCCAGUAAGCUGUCUAUUGAAGCUCAGUUGACUAGUUGUCACAUUACUUGGGUGGAACUACUCUGCCAGGGUUUAAUACUUUAAAUGGGAAUAAACGAUAGCAUUUCCAAGAAAAUGAGAAUGAAUAAAUCAUCUCUGUUUUUUAAAAGAGAGACCAUAUUAAACUUACAUGCUCUCUCAGCUGUAAUUGACCUUCACAGAGUGGGAACCGUGUUAACAGAUCAAAGAAUAGUGAAGCAACUUUUCUUUCUGGGUUUUCACACUGGUGGACAGACUAUUUGAAGACUGCAUCAUCCUGAAGCAAGCAUCAUCCUGAAGCAAGCAGUUUCUCUGUCUGUGAUCAAUGUCACUCACAGGAACUUCUUAAGUAACAAACGAAAUGAUCCUGGGGCGUGGAAAAUAUGAUUUUUAUAUUGGUCUAGGAUUGGCUAUGACCUCCAGCAUCUUCAUUGGAGGGAGUUUCAUUUUGAAAAAAAAAGGCCUUCUGCGACUUGCCAGAAAAGGCUCCAUGAGAGCAGGUCAAGGUGGCCAUGCAUAUCUUAAAGAAUGGUUGUGGUGGGCUGGACUGCUAUCAAUGGGAGCUGGUGAGGUGGCCAACUUUGCUGCAUAUGCGUUUGCUCCAGCCACAUUAGUGACCCCACUAGGGGCUCUCAGUGUCCUCGUAAGUGCCAUUCUUUCUUCGUACUUUCUAAAUGAAAGACUUAAUCUUCAUGGGAAAAUUGGGUGUUUGUUAAGUAUUUUAGGAUCUACAGUUAUGGUCAUCCAUGCUCCCAAAGAAGAGGAGAUUGAGACUUUGAAUGAAAUGUCACAUAAGUUAGGUGACCCAGGUUUUGUGGUCUUUGCAACAUUUGUGGUCAUUGUGGCCUUGAUAUUAAUCUUUGUGGUGGGACCUCGCCAUGGACAGACAAACAUCCUUGUGUACAUUACAAUCUGCUCUGUGAUUGGAGCAUUUUCAGUCUCCUGUGUAAAGGGGCUGGGCAUCGCCAUCAAAGAGCUGUUGGCUGGAAAGCCUGUCUUACGGCAUCCCCUGGCAUGGAUUCUGCUGCUUAGCCUUGUGGUCUGUGUGAGCACACAAAUUAAUUACCUAAACCGGGCUCUGGACAUAUUCAAUACUUCCAUUGUGACUCCAAUAUAUUAUGUAUUCUUUACAACCUCAGUUUUAACUUGUUCAGCUAUUCUUUUUAAAGAGUGGCAAGAUAUGCCUGUUGAUGAUGUCAUUGGGACGCUGAGUGGCUUCUUCACAAUCAUUGUGGGGAUAUUUUUGUUGCAUGCCUUUAAAGACGUCAGUUUUAGUUUAGCAAGUCUGCCUGUGUCUUUUCGAAAAGAUGAAAAAGCAGUGAAUGGCAAUCUUUCUAAUAUGUAUGAAGUUCUUAAUAAUAAUGAAGAAAGCUUACCCUGUGGAAUUGAACACACUGGUGAAAAUAUCUCCCGUAGAAAUGGAAAUCUGACGGCUUUUUAAGGAUAUGAUUGAAAGGUUUAUCUACAAUUCUGUUAGUGAUUUUUAAAUAUCAGAAUGUAUCUACAAAAAAACAUUGUCCUCAAAUAAUGUUCUCAAAAGACAAUCUUUUUUAAGGUUUCACUAAUUUGGAUCAAGAAAUUACUUUUCUUAUAUUUAAACAAUGGUAGCUCACUAAAAUAACCUCAGUACAUGGCUGAUUUCUAUUAACAUUGCAUUAUUGUAAAGGUAUUUUACAUUUUUGAUUCUUUCUCCAAAAAUCUAAAUGCACUAAUGACAAUUUUAAACCUAUAAAAUUUUUAUUUUUCCAUCAGUGAUGAAAGUCUAAAAUGUACAUUUGUCACCCCCAUUUCAGUCCCUAACCACACUAAAAUUUUUUGAUUGUGAAAAAAAUCCUCGGAUUUAUCUUGCCUAUAAAAUUGACUCCUGUUUGAUGAAUUAAUUUUGGAAUGUUUAGGGAAUUCCUAAGUUACUAAUUGAAGGAAACUCAUUUAAAACAAAAAACGUAACUGUGACUCAUAAGAUUCUCAGGUGGUGACUUGAUGACCUCCUUGUUAACAAUCAGUGUGCCCAUGUCCAUGAUGCCUAGAACCUUGAUUGACAUUUUACAUCAACUCUUCUUCUUUUCAGUACAAUUUCAUAAUGGAUUAUAUUGUCAGCAGACCUUUUAACCACACUGGGAAAUAAAAUCAGAAGACUAGUGUGAUUUCUUGAAUUUAGAAGCUCAUAUUAGGAUCUAAAGUUGGAACAAAUUCUUUUUCUGAGUUAAAUCUCAAAUUUAAAGUGUUUGUAAAACAUGGUCUCUUUGUACCAGGCAUUUUAUUUUGCUGAAGAGUUUGAACCAUUAUACAUUUUAGUUUUUUAGAAAAUGUUUGUGGAAAAUAUCUUUAUAGAGAAUUUCAAACAGGUACAAAUAUGACAGUGUAAUGAGCACUUUCCAACUUCAAAGUCCCAUUUAUUGACCUUUAAAUAUCAUCCUUCAAAAAAAAAAAAAAAAUAUCAUCCUUCACCCCCUCUCCCCAUCCCUGCUGCAGUAAGAACUGAGGUUUGGGACUAUCCCGUUUUCCUGUUCCUGCCUAUGGUUGUAUGAAGGCUUGCUACCAAGCCUCAUGGCAGUACUGCUGAGUCCCAUGCAGUCUCCAUUACAGGAUUAACAUUCCCCAAGUUUUGUGAAAUAAAUCCUUUGUUUGCUACCUUUGUUUUAUUAUUGGUACUCCAAGGAGCUGUUACCUUUUUUUUCCUCUGAAUGUUUCUUCCAUGUAACUAUUUUUUUGGUUGUAUUGGGAAUCAAUCACAGGACCUCAUAUAUGCCACACAAAUGUUACAACACUGACCUAUAUUUCCAGCCUUCCUAUGUAAUUUAAAUACCAGAGAUAUAAUUUUAAUUUUUUUCACAGCUAUAUUGUUUAUGUACUGUAUCUGCUUUGUUUUGCACAUAAAAAAAGCCAGUGUUCAUCGCCUUGGGGAUGAAAAGUAUCCUCAUUGAGAAUGUGUGACUUGAUACUUAAAAUGUUUUAUAGUACUCAUAUUGUUGCUUAAGUAUUUGAUUUUGCAUAUCACUUGGAAAUAUAAUCAUUAACCUUAAAAAUCUACAUUUCUAUAGGGUGAGUACAGAUGCCAUUAGGAUUAUUCAUAUCAUAAAAAAAUAUUUUUAGGUAACUUUUAUAAAUAGGGUUAAAGAUGUUACUCAGGUUAACAUAUAGCAGAACAGUACAUGUUCUAUUUUCUGUGUAAAAUAAAGCUUGAAGCUCCUGGA